This is a messenger RNA of Raphanus sativus (radish), 2463 nucleotides long. RefSeq names its product rac-like GTP-binding protein ARAC10. The transcript has 8 exons. Lineage: Eukaryota; Viridiplantae; Streptophyta; Magnoliopsida; Brassicales; Brassicaceae. The record is from RefSeq and is a predicted model, not a curated record. Gene Ontology annotation, cellular component: cell projection; cytoplasmic vesicle; cytoskeleton. The coding region runs from base 148 to 816 and encodes 222 amino acids. Gene Ontology annotation, biological process: regulation of cell shape; actin filament organization; cortical cytoskeleton organization. Gene Ontology annotation, molecular function: GTPase activity; protein kinase binding; GTP binding.
AGAAACAAAAAAGCAGGGGAUUCCUUGUAUGUUCUGUUUUGGGGUUUGCUUUAUAUUUUAACUCAUCUUCCUUGUUAAAGUAAUCCCACUUAUUAGUUUAUCUCUUUAUUUCCUUAUUCUUCUCGGUCUUCUUGGGUUUGGCUGUGUAUGUGUGUUGAGAUUAAGUCGAUGGCUUCAAGUGCUUCAAAGUUCAUAAAAUGUGUGACCGUUGGUGAUGGCGCCGUUGGCAAAACCUGUAUGCUCAUCUGCUACACCAGCAACAAAUUCCCUACUGACUACAUACCAACAGUUUUUGACAACUUUAGUGCAAACGUUGUAGUUGAAGGCACCACUGUGAACCUAGGGCUAUGGGACACUGCUGGGCAAGAAGACUAUAAUAGAUUAAGGCCUUUGAGUUACAGAGGAGCAGAUGUUUUCGUCCUGUCUUUCUCUUUGAUCAGCCGAGCUAGCUACGAGAAUGUUUUUAAAAAGUGGAUCCCUGAACUCCAACACUUUGCCCCAGGAGUUCCAUUAGUCCUUGUUGGUACCAAAUUAGAUCUUCGUGAAGAUAAGCAUUAUUUGGCUGACCAUCCUGGACUAUCCCCUGUAACUACUGCACAGGGAGAGGAAUUGCGUAAGCUAAUUGGCGCAACAUAUUACAUUGAAUGUAGCUCAAAAACUCAACAGAAUGUGAAAGCAGUUUUUGAUUCAGCGAUCAAGGAAGUGAUCAAACCGGUGAUUAAACAAAAGGAAAAGACCAAUAAAAAGAAGAAGCAAAAGUCUAGUCAUGGGUGUUUAUCAAAUGUUCUGUGUGGGAGGAUAGUGACUCGGCAUUGAUGAUGACCUAAACUCUAUCUGAUGAUGGCAAAAGUCCAGUCUUGAGUUUGUGUUAAAAAUGAGUUACAUACAUAUAUGUAGAUGGAAUCAUGUAAGAGAGAUGAUUAGUCUCUAAUCAUUCAAUAGUUUACAUUGUAAUAGAGGGAUAGAGAGAGCUUUACUAUUACUGACUCAAUUAUGUUUUAAAUGUUUUAAUCCGGUUCUAUUCAAAAGAGGGAAGACUCAACUUUUUCGGCUCGUCCACCCAACGCGCCCCCAAUUUUCUCUCGAACCCUAGUCUCCUCGAUCCAAAUCGCCGUUCUCCCCUAGCUUCUCCGGUACCAUCUGGUGCUGUGAGAGGGCCAUAAAACCUCUCGCUGUGUCCAUCUCCACCUCUUCCCGUCGUUGAUCUUCUCUCAGUUUGCCUUCUUGCUUGACGUCUUUGGAUCUGUUGGAUUCUUCCUCCAGAUAGUCGGAUAUCAAAGCCGUCUUUGGUUCCUCUGGAGCUCUGGUGGAGUAAGAAGAGUCGGGAUUAUCUUAGGGCCGACCCUUAGAUCCCCUGUUAGUCGCCGUUUGCGUUCGAAGUUGGGUCAACUUCGAGAUCCGAGAUAGCUAGAACACCAGACGCGUCGCUGCCGUCGCCGUUCUCGCCUCUUCAUCUCGCUCCAGAUGGCUCCUCUAUCAGGUCUCUCCAAGGGUCUCAGUAGAGCUUCUCCUCUCUUUGAGUGAAAGGUGGCUAUGAGGUAAGCCACCGAGGACCUCUUUCUUUAGUCCUAAGACAACAACCAUGGUGGUCUCUGGUUUUAGAUUGGAAUUUCCUUUUUGCUUUCGAUAUUGUUCAUUGGGGUCUUCAGGACAGCCCUUAGUUACGAUGUCACCUGCUUCAAGGAGGAGCCUUCUUCAACCCUGAACCAUCUGAUUUUAAGGAGCUUAAUCGCUUCUUCUGUUCGUCAAUUCCAUCCUUCUGAGCUCCGGUUCCUGCUUCCGUGUGAUCUGAAGUCGUUUGUUGUAUCCAUUGUGUCGCGUAGCCGGAUAGGGAGCCAAGUCGACCGCCUGCGCUUGACCGCAACCAGUGCUUCAGUGUAAACAGCAUCGAAGUCGGAUCCACAUGGUAGCAAUUACCGAGCAAGCUUGAGUUUUGUUGGCCAGCGUCCUCCUCCAGCGGAGCUUCGGGAUGGGAGGCGGCCGUCGCCGUCGAUGCCUGCUUGGAGCCACCUCGGUGAGACCUGACUAAACACUCCUUACGGCUUUACUCUCGUAGUCUAUGGUUUCUCCAUUGAUUUGAGAAGUGUUUGGGAGGGGGAGAUUAAAAUGUUUGUCUUUAGUUCUAGUUUGGUAUCAUGCUCGAGCUCCUACUGUUUGGUUGAGUUUGAUCAUGAUCUCUUUGUGGUUUAGGGGUUUUUUUAAAACUUUUUUAUACCCCUAAACUUUCAGAAUGACUGAAAAGCAAACUGGGUUCCAUUAACAUGUAACCAAACCUUCAUUCUUGCAAUGACAUUUACAUUUUAACAAAAAAAAAUGUUUUAAUCCAGUAUAUUAGCCUUUUUGUUUUCAACACAGAAUUAAAAAGGUGGAGCAAUUGUUCAACCACUAAGUAAAAUAGUCUAUAACAAAAGGUGUUGCUGACUAUAUAUUGUUAACUACAUCGUGAAAGUUUAUAUGAUGUGA